GUCAACCAACCAACCAUCAACCAAACCACCUCAGCAUAGUCAAAGCGAUUCCCCGAAGAGCACAAGGAACUCGCGACAAUGCUUAUUCCCAAGGCCGACCGCAAGAAGAUCCACGAGUACCUCUUCCGUGAGGGUGUGCUCGUGGCCAAGAAAGAUUUCAACCUUCCCAAGCAUGGAGAAAUCGACACCAAGAACCUUUACGUCAUCAAGGCUCUUCAGUCCCUAGACUCCCGCGGAUACGUCAAGACUCGCUUCUCAUGGCAAUACUACUACUACACCCUCACCCCUGAGGGUCUCGACUACCUCCGUGAAUGGCUCCACGUCCCCGCCGAGAUCGUGCCUGCUACUCACAUCAAGCAGCAGCGUUCCCACGCUCCUCCUCGCGGUAUGCUCGGUGGUGAGGAGCGCGAGCGUCGCCCUGGUGGCCGUGGUGGUCCUCGUGGAGACCGUGAUGGCGGUUACCGUCGGCGUGACGAAGGCAAAGAAGGUGGUGCCCCUGGCGAGUUCGCUCCUACUUUCCGUGGUGGAUUCGGUCGUGGCCGUGGUGCUGCUCCUCCAUCUUAAGAAGUUUUUUCUCACCAGAACUGUGGGAUCGUUUGAAGGACUUUGUUACACUCUUGCGGCGGUUCUACUCCCAUUCUUCGAAAGUUAGUUCUUUGUUGAAUGGUUGAGGAGGAAAUACCCAAUAAAAAAUGGAAAUGGAAAUGGGAUUGAUGCCUUCUGUUCAUGUUUAGUCAUUAUGAAGCUAGACUAAUGGCAGCUAUGACCCAGAGUUCUUAUUUCCUGAUAAGUAUAGAAAUGGGCUGUAAGAGAUUGGCUAUGUGAGACAAAAAGAGCAGAUGAUUAACCUCUGGAGGUAAGGCCUUCUGGCCAUGAUCAUUCAGCCGGUGGACUACGAUUACAGUACAGUAUGUGGUAUUCUGGUAUGCUCAUUGUGCUAAGUCUUAGGUGAAUGUAGACUACAUACCCAGCCUCCAAGCUUUCUUGACUGUCGCCAAGAUUACAUGUAGCCG
This is a messenger RNA of Talaromyces stipitatus ATCC 10500, 1013 nucleotides long. RefSeq names its product 40S ribosomal protein S10b. NCBI's taxonomy places the organism in Eukaryota, Fungi, Ascomycota, Eurotiomycetes, Eurotiales, Trichocomaceae. Gene Ontology annotation, cellular component: cytosolic small ribosomal subunit. Gene Ontology annotation, molecular function: RNA binding; structural constituent of ribosome. Bases 79 to 564 code for a protein of 161 amino acids. The record is from RefSeq and is a predicted model, not a curated record. The transcript has 4 exons.